CUCGCGUAAAUAGUGACCCGUCGGCUCCACUCUCCUCCUCACGUAACUCGCACACAAACCAUCCUGAAACCCUACACGUAGUACAGGAGAUUACAGGCGUGCAGAGCCAUGGGAGCUGUUGCGUCGUCGGCAAGCCUGGUGGGCAGCAGGCAGCGGGCCGGUGCGAGGGUUGUCGUCAUCGGGGAUCCCGGCACUGGCAAGUCUAGCCUCAUCGUCUCUGCUGCCCAAGAGCAGUUCCACAAGCAUGUCGCACGGGUCGUGCCGCCCACCCGCCUCCCCGCCAACCGCUUCCCCAUCCCCAACCGCAUCCCCAUCACGGGUUGUUCUUUACGCGUGCAUUUUUUUCGUUGAUUCGUGUGGAUUUCACCGCCGAGUCCCCCUGCCCUCUAUGGAUUCAGCCCGGAGCGCAACAAGGAGAUGAUCGUCGAGUGCCAGACGGCGGAUGUGGUGGUGCUCACCUAUGCCUGCGACAGUCCGGUCACGCUCAAGCGGAUCACCACGUUUUGGCUCCCCAAGCUCCGACGCCUCCAGGCACCUCUCAUUCUCGUGGGAUGUAAACUGGAUCUUAGGGACGAGCAGCAGCAGGUCAGUCUUGAGCAGGUGAUGGCGCCCAUCAUGCGUAGAUUCAGAGAGAUUGAGAUAGGCAUUGAGUGCUCCGCACUUCGCCAGAUCCAGGUGACUGAGAUAUUCUACUAUGCCCAAGAGACCGUGAUUCACCCAGUAGACCCUAUAUUUGAUUAUGAGACUCAAUUUCUGAGGCCACGAUGUGUGGCGGCUUUGAAACGAAUAUUUUCCUUAUGUGACCGUGAUAGGGAUGGAGCACUAAGUGACGUGGAGUUCAACAAGUUUCAGGUCAAAUGCUUUAAGUCUCCUCUUCAGCCUGCUGAAAUUGCAAGCGUGAAGAGAGUGAUUUGGAAGCAUAUGCCUGAAGGAGUGAACGACAAUGGCCUUAUUACCUUCAUCGGAUUCCUCUACAUUCAUGCUCUCCUUAUAGAGAAAGGACGGUUAGAAACUACAUGGACCGUCCUUAGAAAGUUUGGUUAUGACCAUGAAUUACUUCCUUCUAGAUAUGGAUUUUCUUGGUGGCUAAGGGCAUUAACCUUUCGAGGCUAUUGGUGACCAGCUUCCAGCUGGGCAUAUUAUUUAGGCCAGGCAUCUAGCUAACUUGUAGCAUUAUUCGUAUUGGUGGUAUUUCUUCAGCUAUAUGUAAACGGAUUAUUAUUUUUAUUCCAAUGUUUGUUUCACUCCACUGUAGAAUGUGCUCAUAGCUACUUACGGCCUACUUAAUUGCAAUAAUGGUAAAUUUUAAUACGAAGUUGAUCUCGGACCCUAGCGAUGAUUAUUUCAAUGGCAUGCGAGUAUGUGACCACUGAGAUUUUGCCGAACCUUUUCUUGUAAUAGAUGUCUU
This is a messenger RNA of Oryza brachyantha (malo sina), 1408 nucleotides long. Its product is annotated as mitochondrial Rho GTPase 1-like. NCBI's taxonomy places the organism in Eukaryota, Viridiplantae, Streptophyta, Magnoliopsida, Poales, Poaceae. Gene Ontology annotation, biological process: small GTPase-mediated signal transduction; mitochondrion organization; regulation of mitochondrion organization. Gene Ontology annotation, cellular component: mitochondrial outer membrane. Bases 418 to 1119 code for a protein of 233 amino acids. The record is from RefSeq and is a predicted model, not a curated record. The transcript is spliced from 4 exons. Gene Ontology annotation, molecular function: GTP binding; GTPase activity.